Andrographis paniculata is the source of this 2500-nucleotide messenger RNA. RefSeq names its product polyadenylate-binding protein-interacting protein 4-like. The record is from RefSeq and is a predicted model, not a curated record. The transcript has 15 exons. Gene Ontology annotation, biological process: cytoplasmic stress granule assembly. The coding region runs from base 211 to 2034 and encodes 607 amino acids. Gene Ontology annotation, molecular function: RNA binding. Lineage: Eukaryota; Viridiplantae; Streptophyta; Magnoliopsida; Lamiales; Acanthaceae. Gene Ontology annotation, cellular component: cytoplasmic stress granule.
UCGUUUCCGUUUUUCUGAUUCGGGCCCGUAUUUUGCGACACGGUCACCCCCUUCCCUGCCCAGAACGACAUCGUUUUCUUCCCUGAUCUGCCCUCCCUCCCUCUCCUCCCCGAUCGCCGCCCCUUUCGCGCUCCUCAUUUCCUCUUUUGUUGCUUUCCUGGCACUAUCUGAACCAGCUCCUGCGUAUUCUGUUGAGCUCAUCUUUCCGAGAUGAAUAUGCAGCAACUUGUGCAGCCUAGAUCUUCUUCUAAUGGUUAUGGCCGUCGCAAAGUUGAAAAAGAUGCUGUGGUUAGAUCUGACAGUAAGUUUCAGGCAGAUAAAACAAAUUCCAAGAGAGCUGUAUUUGGUAAAGGAGGGGCAUUUGAGGCGCCUCGUGAUCGACUAAUAUAUUUAACCACAUGUCUCAUUGGGCAUCAAGUGGAUGUCCAGGUGUUGGAUGGAUCAAUAUAUACUGGAAUUUUUCAUUCAGCAAAUGCUGACGAUUUUGAAAUUGUUCUGAAAAUGGCUCAUUUAAAUAAAGAUGGUUCUGGAGGACAGAAUAGUAUAUGGGAUUCUCCUAGCAAGCCUUCUGCUCAUACUUUUAUCAUACAAGCUAAGGAUCUUGUGCAAGUGAUCGCAAAGGGAGUGCCUAUAACAAGGGAUGUUCUAACAAAUGAGCUUCAACAUGAAAAGCAGCUGGAACUUAUGACAGAUUCUUCUAUAUCCCAGUCCCGCUAUGUGGAGGUGGGCAGAGAGCUGGAGCGUUGGGUCCCUGAUGAAAAUGAUCCUAGCUUCCCUGAGCUGGAGAAUAUCUUUGAUGGGCCCUGGAAUAGACAAUGGGAUCAGUUUGAAGCAAAUGCAACUCUAUUUGGAGUGACCAGCACCUUCGAUGAGGAACUUUACACCACAAAACUUGAGAGAGGUCCACAAACGAGAGAACUGGAAAGGGAAGCUGCCCGGAUUGCUAGAGAGAUUGAGGGUGAGGAUACCCUUGAUCUUCAUCUAGCAGAGGAGAGAGGAAUUCAGCUUGUUGGAAAUCUUGAACUUGAUGAAGAAACACUGUAUUCAUCAGUCUACCGUGGAGCUGAUGACAGUGGAUAUGAUGAGGUCGAGGAUAUAUUAUUGGAUUCACGAAAUGAUGAAACAUUUGGAGAUGUCUCUGAUUCUAUAGUUGCUAAACCUUUGAUGGAUGCGAAUACUGGUAGUGCUGGUGAUGGUAUAAAAUCGUCAUCAAGAUCUUCAUCAAGGGGUGAAGUUCAAUCUUCUCUGACUGCUGUGAGCAGGGAUGUUACCAUUGGUUCUGAGGAUCAUGCACGGCAGCUGUUAACUGAGCAUUUCCCUAAACCGCCCUCUGUGAUUGGGGCAAGCAGGGUUCAGGAAAACCAAUUUGCAGGACAUGCCAAAAUUAGUCGCCCUAAAGAGGAUAAUAAACAGCAACCGGUACUUGAUCAGAAUCGAUCAUCUAAAGCAGAAGCAUUCGAACCGUUAUCACUUGCAACCACAAAAAACCAGGAAACAGUGAGCACCACUAAUGAGCCAGCAGAGGCGGCAGCACCCCCCAAAACUCAAGGAGCGCCAAGUUCUGUUGCUCGUCCCAGUAGUUCUGCUUCAUCUACUUCUGACCGUGGAGGUGCUGCUUCAACUUCUGCUGGCCGCGGAUUGUCGUCAAAUUCAUCUGUCGGCUCCCUGUCGUCAGAAAAGUCAACACUGAAUCCCCAUGCUAAGGAGUUCAAAUUAAACCCGAAUGCAAAGAGUUUUGUCCCGUCCCAGACCACUCUGAGGCCGUCCUCCCCCGUUCCUGAAAGCUCCUACUACUACCCAACCAAUGUUACAUCUCCAUCGCAGAUGCACGGCCUGCCCAUUGGUAUUGGGAUGGGACCUUCUUUUGCUGGUCAGCCGCCGAUGAUGUUCAAUCCACAGGGUGGACAAAUGCCGCAGCCGUAUUAUCAUCCAAAUACAACUCAGUACGGACAGCAGAUGGUGUACGGGCAGCCUCGACCUGUCCUAUACAUGCCAUACCCAACUGAAAUGCCAUACAACGGCAGGGAAUUCUAACUGUGUGAUCCGGAAGGGUAAAGUUUUAGGCGUGAUAACGGUUGCUUUUGUUUGUGGGGAAUAAAAGAUUCUGACAACAUCAAAUUUCAGCUGGGCAACGAUUUUUUAGGGCGAAAACACCCACAGAAUUAUCGCGCGCAGGCAUCUCCGGCGGCUGUUCUCUCUUUCUUAUUGGAAGGUUGGUUCUCUUUUUAGGUUUAUAUCUUGGUCGGAGUGCAAAUGUGUCGUAUCGUAUCGUGAAAUGUAUGUGUUGGUGUCGUGUACUAUGUAUCCUCGUUUGAUGUCCUCUUUGGAGUUAUUGACUAAUGUGUUACUUGGUCUUUUUUUUCCUUUUUUUUGUUUUUUUUUUUUUUUUCUUCCUAAUUGUUUUUGGUCGUUCUGUGUUCUGUCCAUUGUUGGUUCGACUCUUUGUGAUGUGGAGCAUGUGUUGUGAUACAAUACUGAUUUGAAUGUUAGUUUGUAAAUA